UCGUAAAUUAUCGUGAACCGAAAACGCCGUGAUGUUGGCCACUAUUGAUUAUCAACGUGUAAAUCGCCGUAACCACGGUAUAAAAUACGCUGUGGACGCUACGAUAUUAUCAUCGUAUUAUUGUGUGGUAUAAUAACCACGGAACCGAAUAAAAUCCCCUCCGGUUUGUGCCCAGUGCCGGACCGCGGAUUUCCAACGCGUAUCGACAACCGUAAACAUUUUGUGCGUGAACUGUGGGCAAUAUUUAUUGUUUGUGUGUGUUUUGUUUAUACGUACAUUUUCAGUAAAACGGUCGGUCGAGAUUGUUCAUGGUAUUGAAUUGUUACUAUUGUAAUUGGGUUCAACGUUGAAAAUCGUCGACCGUUGAACAAUGGUUGUUUCAGAUCUGCCUAAAAGUCGCAAGGAAAAAAUGGAAGGAGAUCAAUCCGAUAAGGAAAACAAAAGAGAAGAACAUAAUAUUAAGAAGAAAAAGCGUAGUCGUUCAUCUAGCAGUGGUUCAAGUAGUAGUCGUUCUUCAUCUAGUAGUUCACGUUCCGGCAGUGGGUCUUCAGGAUCUAGUAGUCGUUCAAGCUCAAGUAGUUCAGGUUCUAGUUCACAUUCUAGCUCUAGCUCUUCAAGUUCAAGUAGUUCUUCAGGAACUUCUGCUGGUCGUGCAAAAGCAAAAGCAAAGCAACCAAGAUCAAAAAGCAAAACAAAGAGCAGAAGUCGCAGUCCAAGAAAAUCUAGACGUGAUGAUGAAGACAAAUUAAAAAAAGUUGAAAGUAAAACAAAAAUAUCUCGGAAAUCUAGAUCAGGUAGCCCAAAAAGACGUAAGAAGGAAAGGUCCCCAACUCCUAAACCAUGUCGUAUUCAUGUCGGUCGUUUAACCCGUAACAUUACUAAGGAGCAUAUUCAAGAAAUCUUUUCUGAUUUUGGAACUAUAAAAGAAGUAGAUCUGCCUUUAGACAGAUUCAAUAAAUUGUGUAAAGGUUUUUCUUACAUUGAAUAUUCUUCGCCAGAAGAAGCUGAAAAUGCUAUGAAACAUAUGGAUGGAGGUCAAAUUGAUGGACAAGAAAUAACUUGUGCACCUGUCUUAUUACCUCGUCCAGCUGUUCGGAGAAGUCCUAUCCGUCGUGGCGGCUGGGGUGGUGGUGGUGGUGGGGGUGGUGGUGGCGGCGGUGGGGGUGGCCGUCGAAGAAGUCCACCACGCUACAGGCGUAGAUCACCUAUGCCAAUUAAACGACGUUCACCUCGUCCACGUAGAAUGAGAUCUCGCUCUAGAUCUCCAAGAAGACGUAAGCACAGUCGUACUGGAUCAAGCAGUUCUGCCUAAAUGCUGAUUUAUUGUAACAUAUAUUAGAUUAUUACUUAGAAUUGGGGAAAGUGGAAAUAAGCUCAUUGUUUUUCAUUUAUAUACAUUACUGCUAUAUUAUCUAUUUCCAGUACACCUUUAAUUUCAAAUGAAGACAAAUCAUUUUUGUGUUAACUUCAUAUUUUUUAAAAUGUUGACUUCAAUAUAUUUUUAUGCAUGUAUUGAAUUUAGUAUGAAAUUUAGUAUUUAUUGAAGUACUGAUUCCAAUUAAUACUUUUGUCAUUUUAAAUACUAAUAUAAUAUUAAAACAAUU
Sipha flava (yellow sugarcane aphid) is the source of this 1604-nucleotide messenger RNA. It is a transcript of the gene RnpS1, whose product is annotated as RNA-binding protein with serine-rich domain 1. The transcript is spliced from 6 exons. Gene Ontology annotation, cellular component: nucleoplasm; ASAP complex; cytoplasm. Gene Ontology annotation, molecular function: RNA binding. Bases 371 to 1312 code for a protein of 313 amino acids. The record is from RefSeq and is a predicted model, not a curated record. NCBI's taxonomy places the organism in Eukaryota, Metazoa, Arthropoda, Insecta, Hemiptera, Aphididae. Gene Ontology annotation, biological process: mRNA splicing, via spliceosome.